AUGAUGGCUUUUCCCCAGAUCGCGGCGCCGCCCCUGCCGGCCGAGACGCUGCAGCACAUUGCGCAGUACUUUUGCUCGUCGAACGAGAUGCACGCCUUUGUGACGGCGCUGCCGCAAGAAUUGUUAACGCUGCCGAUGGCCGCCUUGCGCGAGCUCUACGCCUGCGUGCGCGACGGUCGCCUCGUCGACACGAGCGCAGACCAGCCCAAGAUGGUGCAGCUCUGGCCCAACAUGGAGCUACCGAUGUCAUUCACGGACGCAACACUGCCCCGCUCGGUAGCAGACGCGCAGCUCGUGGCGCUUCUCAGAACGUACCUUUCAAUGCUGCCGCGCAUUUCGACACACGCCGGACGCAGCGUCUCGGACGUUGUUCCUCCAGGCACAAAGCUCUGUAUCGACGUAGUAAGCGCCGUGGACGAGCUUGAGCGUGCGGCGGAUCUCAGAAACGUUGAGGCGUUGCGCGUCAUCAUUCGGGACUGCUGCGACGGGUCGUGGCCGCCCGACGCCUUUGACUAUCUAAGCCGAAUGCCGACGUUGCGUGAGCUCCGCGCUUGCUGGGUCCCCGUGCGAAGCACCGCGCUCCAAACCAACUUUGUCAACAUGCUUGUGUGCUCGGGCAUCACGCGCUUGACACUGCACUACCACAACAGCGUCAGUAAAUGGUCCGCGGAGACGGCCAAGGCAUUUGUACGAUGGGUUUGCAACGCGCCCAUUUCAUCUCUGGAGCUCCGGAAUCUGCCUCUCAACAAGAUGAACGCGACGCGGCUCUCGGUCGGGAUUCUACAAUCGCGAACGCUCAAGGUCCUCAACGUAGCGGAAGAUCUAUCCAGUCUGCUCUUUGGCAUCAUCGUACAUCAGCCAUUCCUUUCGCAGGUGGGGCGCCUUGCCCUCCCUGCUCAGCUCGAGACACUCGAGGCCAUUGUUGAACAAGAACGGGACGUUGUCCGCUUUCUGCGCGUCGUCUGUGGCGCCAACCUACGCCACGUAUCCCUCUCCUGGGACGAGCCCCUCGGCGAUCGCACGGUGCUCGCGCUACCUCGAGUGCUCGCCAGUCUGCAGAACCUUCGAUAUCUCGAGCUUGGUGGCGACCCCAUUCGCCCCAUCGAUUUGGCCCCGCUGCGGCGCCUCGAACAUCUUGAGCUACAGCAAAGUUCUCUGGGCGACCUUGGUGUGAUCUCAAUGGUGCGGACUCUGCCUCAGUGUCGUAGGCUCCGAUUUCUGAGCCUCGUCGACCAAGAGUGCACGUAUGUCACGGCGGAAGCACUCGCCGAUGUCAUUCCUCACUGCCCGUCGCUCAAGACGCUCGAAUUGUCGUUCAACAACUUUGGCUCGGAAGGUUUGGUCGCUCUGUUGCCAAUCGUGGGGUCACUCGACGCCUUGCUGCUGCGGAACAAUGGCAUCGAUGUCGACGGUGCCCUCUUUCUGGCGACUCACAUGGAUGCCACAGCGCACCUCACCGAUCUCGAAUUGUCUGGCAAUCCCAUCGGCGAGUACGGUGUCAUCAGUCUCAUUCAUGCCAUGGCCACGUCGCCAGUUCAUCGAGGCGGUACUGUGGGCCUUUGCAAUACCGUCGACAACGCAGAGCACCUCGCACGUUGCUUGUCGUGGGCGGAUGCACUCCCGAACCGGGCGUGGUGCAAGCUCGAUGUCCUCUCGCACUAA
Molecule: messenger RNA, 1662 nt
Organism: Saprolegnia diclina VS20
Lineage: Eukaryota; Oomycota; Saprolegniomycetes; Saprolegniales; Saprolegniaceae
Exons: 1
Coding region: 1-1662 (553 amino acids)
Biological process (GO): nucleocytoplasmic transport; activation of GTPase activity
Cellular component (GO): perinuclear region of cytoplasm; nucleus; cytosol
Molecular function (GO): small GTPase binding; GTPase activator activity
Source: RefSeq, a predicted model, not a curated record